Molecule: messenger RNA, 632 nt
Organism: Drosophila hydei
Lineage: Eukaryota; Metazoa; Arthropoda; Insecta; Diptera; Drosophilidae
Product: eukaryotic translation initiation factor 4E-binding protein 3-like
Exons: 2
Coding region: 159-521 (120 amino acids)
Biological process (GO): negative regulation of translational initiation
Cellular component (GO): cytoplasm
Molecular function (GO): eukaryotic initiation factor 4E binding
Source: RefSeq, a predicted model, not a curated record
AAGCGAACCAAACAACUAGUACGGAGAGCGAGGGAGCUAGCAACAGCUAUUAAGCUACAACGCAAUUUCGUGUAAACAAACAAAAGUCGUUCGAUUACGAUUUACUAUUGCAACUGUUAUAAAAUAACGGAAAGUUUUUGAAAACCAAAAAUAAAAAGAUGUCUGCAUCACCUACUGCUCGUCAAGCUAUUUCUCAUGCGCUGCCAAUGGCCAUGACGAAGACCAAGAAGGUUGUCAUAUCUGAUCCCAUUCAAAUGCCAGAGGUCUACUCAUCCACGCCUGGUGGCACCCUCUACUCCACCACACCUGGCGGCACUAAGCUGAUCUAUGAACGGGCUUUCAUGAAGAAUCUGCGUGGUUCCCCCUUGAGUCAAACUCCGCCCAGCAAUAUUCCCAGCUGCCUGAUGCGCGGCACUCCCCGCACUCCCUUCCGCAAGUGUGUGCCCAUACCCACCGACUUGGUUAAGACAACGCAAUCGCUGAAAAUUGAGGAACAGGAACAGUUCCAUCUGGAUCUGUAAAAGUCUCCAUGUGGAGCCGCGCAACGCAAUUCCAAGCAGCAACUGCCAAAAUUCAUGUUUCAUUUAGACACAUUCGCCUAGCUUGUAUUAUCACACUAAAUCCCUGAUCUU